GGGUAUAGUGGGUCAGGGUGACUACAGGGGUCUGUCUACGACUAUAUAAGAGGCGCGAAGCGCCCUCGUCAGAGGUUAGAAGGCCAGGCGUUGCUAAGUUCAAUACAAUCUACUACUUGGUCUACCUACCCUAGACAUUCACUUUGUGCAUGGUUCACCUCAAAAAGGCAUCUAAUCCUGACAACCUGGAACCCCUCCUUUUCUUCAACCAUGGACGAAACUCAGUCACCACCAACCAUUGUGCCCCAAACAUUAACUUCCACUCUUAAACCAAUCCCUCAAACCAACUCGCCAUUCUUAACGGCACUGGCCCCGGAGAUUCGUAUUAUGAUUUACGAAUACGUCUUCGGGUGCGGGGAUCUUCACAUCUUCAUCUAUGAGCAAAAGCUAGUCAGCAUGCUUUGUCGGAACCCGACAGAAAUAGGUAUAGAUGGCCAUGAGAGCUGUAUUAGUAUGCCGAUGUCUCGGAGUACCGGGAUAAGUUGGAAUCCAGAUACGAUUAAAGAACGAUUAUCUACUCCUACUACCCGCCAUGUUAGUGCCCUAUUGGCCGUUUGCUGCACUAUAUAUCUGGAAUCAGUCGAUAUUCUAUAUAAGAGAUACGUCCUUCAUUUUAGCAACUUAUUUUCAAUCUCUGUCUUUCCGCGGGCCAUAAUUCCCCACCAUCUCGACAUGUUACACCAUGUUAGAUUAUCCCUGGCCCUCUUCAAUCGCAGUAGCAUGAUACACGUAUACUUUAAUAAUUCCUUCAGCAGAAGCUGGCCAGGCUGGGAUGAAAGAAGUCUCUCCGGGGAUACGCCAUGGCACUGCGCUUGGAACGCUAUCGGCGAGUUGAAGUCAUUGCACACUUUACUUGUGACGCUUGAAGUGUUGCGUGAGGACCACCAGCGCGAGGAACCACACUGGCAUCGGUCGAUGCCUUCAGACUUUGAGACUUCGCUUUUCGAUCCAAUGAAGCAGGUUGUUUGCAGCGACUUUUUACUCCGGGUUAACUGGCCAUCUACAGGAAAACCCCUGGACGAAUAUCCGUUUAGAAUAGAGCGCUUCACAGAUAUGGAAACCUAGAAGGAGCCGUUUUACCUCAAUAGUGAAUUGUUAAAUAGAAUACAAGUCAUACAUUAUCUACGGGUACCCAAGAGAUAGUAGGGUGUGAAUGGGAGUAAUAAUCCGGAGAAAGGGAUUCAGAUGAAAAGGGUUAAAAAUCAGACUUAAUCGAAGGGGAUUCAAUGAUCUUUGUACUUGAUAUUAAAUGAUUUCACCAUCACAAUGGGCGUUCAUACUAGAAGGGCAUUCAUGGGGAUAAAGAUAGUAGAAUUCAGCUAAUAGACCAAAGCAUAUAGCUCGUAGCCAACUAAAAA
Messenger RNA from Daldinia vernicosa, 1358 nucleotides. RefSeq lists its product as uncharacterized. The record is from RefSeq and is a predicted model, not a curated record. Bases 211 to 1065 code for a protein of 284 amino acids. The transcript has 2 exons. NCBI's taxonomy places the organism in Eukaryota, Fungi, Ascomycota, Sordariomycetes, Xylariales, Hypoxylaceae.